Messenger RNA from Giardia duodenalis, 1143 nucleotides. Its product is annotated as L-asparaginase. The record is from RefSeq and is a predicted model, not a curated record. Gene Ontology annotation, biological process: amino acid metabolic process. Gene Ontology annotation, molecular function: asparaginase activity. Bases 1 to 1143 code for a protein of 380 amino acids. The transcript has a single exon. Lineage: Eukaryota; Fornicata; Diplomonadida; Hexamitidae.
AUGAGCUCUCUGACUGCUGUUACCAUUUUUAUACUUCAGCUUAUUACUGCUUCGACAGCAAGUGGUUCAGUGGACGCCCCUUGGCAUGUGAACAGAGGUGUCGGAUUACGACCCCACGUUCUUUGCCUCUAUGUCGGGGGAACCAUUGGAAUGACUAAGGAUGAGACUGGGGAGUAUGUUCCAACUCCAGGAUACCUGGAAGAAGUUGUUGCCUCUCUUCCAUGCUUCUCGGCCGAUGACGUGCCUCUCUUUACCAUACGUGAAUAUGAUGUACUGCUGGACUCAUCCAAUAUGAGGCCAGAAGACUGGCUAUUGAUAGCACGUGACAUUGCAGAUGCAUAUGACAACUACACUGGAUUUGUAGUCAUCCAUGGAACUGAUACCCUUUCAUACACAGCAUCUGCGCUGUCCUUUCUUCUUCCAAACCUGUCAAAGCCUGUCAUACUAACGGGAUCCCAGAUACCUCUUGCUGAAACAUAUAAUGACGGUGUCUUCAACUUGUUGGGCUCAAUUCUGUUAGCUGGAUGGUAUGACAUUCCCGAGGUUGGGUUGUUCUUUGCUGGAAAGCUCUACAGAGGCAAUAGGGCACAGAAGUACUCCUCUUGGCAGUUGAAUGCUUUUGACUCGGGAGCCUACCCGCCACUAGCUAUCAUGGGAGUCAGUGUUUUUGUCAACACGGAGAAGAUUCGCAGGGCAGACAGUGAUCAAAAGCCAACUGUGCAGGACGCAGUUUCCUCAGCUGUUGGAAUUGUACACAUUUAUCCGGGAGUUUCUGGCAACGACUUGCUUGCAACAGCCGUCGGAAAGAAAGGGCUGGUACUUCUAGCGUUUGGAUCUGGGAACGGUCCAUCCUCUGAUCCAGAGUUUAUCGCCGCUCUAGAAACUCUUCAUGCAAGAGGUUUGGUAAUCGUGGAUGCUACGCAGACAUUUUGGGGCAUGGUGGAUCUCGGUCUCUAUGAGACUGGCGGGGCCAUGCGCCGUGCCGGUGUAAUUUCAGCAUACACUAUGACUCCAGAGGCUGCUUACACCAAAUUGUCUAUUUUACUUGGUCAGGACCUUGAUCAGAGCGGUGUGGAGACGCUCUUUCAGAGCAAUCUAGCAGGUGAGCUGGACAUUCCUACAAUCCAAUCUCGUGUUAUGUAA